UCCACACACUUUAUAUUGAAAUUCGAACUUUAUAUAAGAUGAAUCCUAUGAAAAUUACAUUCUUGUGUAUUCUGGUGUCUUUAAUUCCAUACUUCGACUGUAAAAAAGCUAGCGAUAAAAAAGUAGAGCGAUCACGUUCAUUUCGCCGUAAAGUUAUCAAGGAUCAAGGACAGAUAAGAAUAAUUGGACCACUGAAUCGAAAAAUUAUCAAUAUUAAAACAGUCGUAUUCAGAAAUACACAACGGGCUCACAUAAUUAAAUGCUGCGGCCAAAGAAAGUGUUCCAAAUCGAAUUUCAACAGGAGCAAAAACAAAACAUCAAACUUCGAUGGUUGGCGGAAUAAAUACAACUCACCCUCCUACAAAAAAGUCAAAAUCGGGUCGAAAAAGUACAAGUUUCCGUAUGAAAAGGCUACCUUUGAAAACGCGGAGAAAAUUUGCCAAAAAGACAAUAUGGAUAUAGCUUCUUUAGAUAAUCCAACCGAGGUAGCAGGCAUUUCAAAUUACUUGCAGUACAUAGGAUUAUCGGAUGACCCAGUUUUCUCGUCGAUAUCCUCCCUGCUUGAAGGAGGAGCGAGUUCUUUAUUAAAUUGGGCAACUGAGAGUCCUCCAGAAGGGCAGGGUGACUGUCUUGUUCAACAGGAGGGGCUGUUUUUCAACGCUUCGUGCGACACGAAGAGGAAUUUCAUUUGUGAAGACCCGAAAGAAGAGGAUAGAGGAUUGGAUACUUUGACUUCCAUUGAAGACGCGGUUCUUAAUUUUGUUAACGGAAAAAAUAUCGUCAUCCCGGAAAAUCGAGCUACGAUUCCAGAGGCUAAAUCCCUCUGCAAAGACGAGGGUUUGGAGCUGAUGUCUCUUAAAUCAGUCGCGGAAUUGGAUCCUGUCCAAGAUUUACUCGGGGACUUGGGCCUCUCAGCAACCACACUUUUGACAUCGAUGGAAAAAGUUACCGACGGGGGCACAAAUUGGCUAGGAGAUUUGGCCUCGGCUUUGCUUCCUCCUGAAGACCCUUCAAAGGAUGGCGACUGUCUCGGUCUAAGCGCCCUUGGUCUUGCGGGAAUAUCGUGCGACAUGGUUUCAAACUUCGUGUGCCAGGUUCCCGAUCCACCAGGAACCAAAACGACUGUUAAAACAACAACCAAGAAGUUGUUAACCACAUUUGCAACCACAGAUGUGACAGAAAUUGCAACCGAAAAGGAAACCACACCCGUGCCAGACACAACAGAAGCAACCACAUCAUUAUCUGAAACAACUGAAGCCAAUCCUUCCUCCACGUCGAUCAUAACUGCUUCAACUAAAACAAUGGUAGCAACCACUGCAACUACUACUAGAACGACAACAACAACAACAAUGAUGACGACGACAAUAUCAUCAAAAACACCUACAACAACAACAACAACUACAACAAUGUCUACAAGCAUAGUUCCUUCAACAACCAGCACGACAUCCAUGCAGGUAACAACUACUACAACAAGCACUUCAACGUCCACAUCAACUUCAACAACUACCACUACAACAACAACUCCCAUUCCAUGCAUUUUUGACUGCGCAGACUUUGACAAAUUCUUGAUGAGUCCAACAGUAGCACCAAAUAUUUAUGAUGGCUCAGUGCAAACAGCAACUAGAUGCAAUAAUAGAAAAUUUUAUAUUUCUAGCGUCACGGUUUCAAGAGACGAAGCUGGUUUACGUUGUAAGGCUAUGAACAUGACGCUUUUAGCCGUCACCUCUCUCGAGGAAAUUGACUGCUUGGCCUCUGUCAAGGAGGGGACCUUUUGGACAAGUGGCUCGAAUGUGCAUCCUCUCUGUGAACCAAAAUUACUUUACACGUGGUGUUCAACGGGCGUGAAUAUAUCUUCCACUCUGAUUACGAACGGAGCGUUUUGGUUGCCAACCACGGCAACCGCCGUUACUCCAAUCGAACGGUGUUUGGCAGUUACCACAUCCCUUAAUGCUGGAAAAGGGAUGGUGCAUAAAAAUUGCAGUGAAGCCCUUCCCUUCAUUUGCCAAAACAACGUCGAAUGUCCAAAACAUUGCACCAAAAACACCUCCCUGUUUGAUCCCACCGGAAAUUUGAUAAACGCACACUUUUAUGGAUUUUGGUUAGACAUCGGAAACUUCACAUAUCUCUUAGGAAAUCAACCGAUGACUUGGUUAGAAAGCUUCCUUCAAUGUUGCGCUUUGGGGAUGGAACCGCUCAAUAUAGAAAAUGUGGCUGAGCAACAAGGCUUGACCAGCAUUACUGCUGACUUCAAAUAUAAUUGGCCUGCAAAUUUCAAUUACUGGACCUCAGCUACGUGGAUGGGUUCUCCUGCUGGCCAAUGGUCGGUUUGCGAACCAACCGGCCCUGCAAUGUUUCCCUCGGGUCUAAAAUGGGAAAAAAGCCAGCCGGACAACCUAGGCGGCAAUGAGAGCUGCGUCCAUUUCCGUUUCGUUUUGAAUGCCACUGGCACCAUCUUGACUGACAGAAAAUGCACAAAUCAUUAUGUUUAUGCAUGCAAGUCUCAGUUAAAAGCCCUUCCAAAGCCGUGUAAAGUUUCCUGUCCGAGUGGUGCCUGUCAACGAGCGACAAAACUUUUUGACACAACUGGAAUGCUGAUUGUCUCUUCCACAUAUGGGAACUGGUACCAGGGCUGCGGGAGAAUCUUUCUUAGUUAUUUGACAAGUCCGGCCACAUGGUCCGUGGCUCGAGAUAAAUGCUGCGAAAUCGGCCUGACCUUGGCCUCAAUGGAGUCAAUGGGAAAAUUUAACUGCUUCUCCAGAAUCACCUCCAAAAUUGGACCAGAGAUGAACGGCGACUUCUGGCUUUCAGGAACGGACCAGGGAUGCCUUUCGAAGUUCCAUUGGUGCUCGAUAAGCCGUGAUUUUACUUACCCAGAGUUGAAAUGGAAGAUUGACCACCCCGUACAAGGCAUGAAUUGUGUUUAUCUCGAGGUUAGAAACGGAUCAGCAAUGCUGGCCACCGGUAAUUGCCUUGAGCAGAAGAAUUUCCUGUGUGAAAUCAGGAAGAAGGGCACUUUCCGGGAGGCGAUCAAUGCGGAAUGUGCUGAAACCUGGGACAUCUCCCCAGCUCAAAUUGACCUGCUGUUGAACGCUAGCACCUUCCUCUCUGCUAGCAUCUCGAUAAAUAUCAAGUGCUUUAUAAAAUGUGUGGCAGUCGAAGUUGGAAUGUUCUUCCGCGGAAGACCAGUCAGCAUUGAAACUUUACGGCAAAUUGAACUCAUAUCCCAAGAAAAUCCCGCCAAAUUGGAGCAGGCUUUUGCUGUUUAUGAGCAAUGCCGCGGCCAAAAAUUUGACGAUGACUGCGUCACUGCCUACGAAAUUUACAAGUGCUGCCAGGAAAGGGCACCUGCCCUUGUUUCAGAAAUAAUUAUUAAUAACUAUGAUAAUGGAUCAAUUUUAACUCCACCAAUCGGUUGUGUUUCCGUGCGCCGAAGUUGUUGGCUCUCUGAUAACUUCCCCUGCGUCUUUAAUGAAACUGCAUGGGCUAAUCUAAAUAAAGCCAGAACGGAUUCUCUUGGACAAUUGGUGAUGCUGCAAAAUAGGCUGAUGUAUGUGGGCUCUAUGAACUUAAUAGGAAAUUACGAUCCUAUUCAAAUAUUCAAACACUGCUGCGCACUAGGAAUGAAACUCAUGGAGCCUGAGAGCCUAGAAGAUCUCAAUUGGGCGGCAAGUCAAUCAGGGAGCGCAUUUGAUCUGUUCGUGGGCGAGACGGAGUUUAUAAACGGGACGCACGAAGUAUGGUGCAACAGCAGCAAAAUUAUACCAAGCAGCUUCUACGAUACUUUAAAAGCUCCGAUUUAUCCGUGUGUUGAGUCGCUAGCGCUUUUAAGCCCAGUUACGCAAAAGCUGUACAUGAAGACUUUGCCCAAUGGAAAUAUCAUCGAUUCGUUCCUCAAUCCGCAGAAUUAUAACCCUUUGAAAACAUCGGGAAUUUACUCCUUUAUUUGUGCAAAUCUGUAGUUAGCAAAUUUUAAUUCCUGAUGGGAGUUUCCAGGAGUUCUUUUCAUUUCUUACACAUAACUUUUUGUGAACAAAACUGUGUGAAUAAAAUACAUUUAAAC
Molecule: messenger RNA, 4060 nt
Organism: Cloeon dipterum
Lineage: Eukaryota; Metazoa; Arthropoda; Insecta; Ephemeroptera; Baetidae
Exons: 36
Coding region: 39-3959 (1306 amino acids)
Molecular function (GO): odorant binding
Source: RefSeq, a predicted model, not a curated record